AUGAUCGAACCAUACUUGCAGCUGAAUUGGGUCACAAUCUACGAGGUUUAUGAGGAUAGAUCCACCCGCUGGUACGAAGAUCAGCCUUAUUGGCUCCAAACACAAGACCGUCAGGUCUUUCUAGGAGGAAAGAAGCGAAUAUUCGACCUCAAAGCAUUCCUUCGUCAGCUACAGCUUGGAAAGGUCCCAUUCAUUGUGUUUCAAGAAUUCAAGAACUUGCGACGCCCAGACAUCUUCACCCAGCACAUUCAGAACUGGCCAACUCCAACACCAUCAAAUGUUUCGAUGCAGAUUGUUUCAAGUAGUCUUUCAAAGGCUUUUGAAGCUCUUCUGGAGGCGUACAGCGAGCUAAAGGAGCAUGCCGACUUUCAAAGGAACGUUGAUGCGAAGACUAGAGAGCGGAUGGGCCCCAACCUGCUAGCCCAUAAAGCAGGUCAGUGGCCCGGCAUCACACUGGCUCAGGCGGGACACGUCGAUAAUAAUCACCGCCAUCUCCUCCAAAAUGGUGACGAUGAUGAUGAAGAUGACAGAAUAGUGGAAGAGGAUAGCUCUAAUGCCAAACGGAUAAGCCAAAGAUUGGUCAAUAUCGACCUUCUCUAUUUCCAUUUCCAGGAUCUAUUUGAAGAGGGGUUGAUUUCGAGAAUAGAAGAUGAUCGGAGCGAGACAAUGCUACUACUCAAAUUCCUCAGAACCGGAUUCAAGAGAAAUCACGGGCACGCAAGAGAACUUCUCUCCCAGAAGAAAAUCAGCAGGAACACGAUCUUCUAUCUUUUCAAACCAGGGACUGUCAUCGUCUCCCAGAUAGCUCCUAGGAUCAGAGGACUGAAACAAACGAAGCUUCUAUGCACUUCCCCUUCGGGUUGGGAUCUAAAUUGUCAAAGCUGGACAUUCGAUGGCAAAUUUCACCAGGCGAACAAUACCCUAUCUCUCACGGAGAAGGAUCUCAAGAACGGUCCUGUGGAUAUUUCAUCCCUUCCCUUCUACCCUCUCGGUUACGCGGAACCGGAAAUUGACCGAAAGCUUCGUCGCAGAGGCGAGACGUUUUGGAAGCUCCGCAAACCAAUUUACGUUACCUACAGUGGUCUCAAUAUGCGAGGAGAUUUCGCAUACGAUCGAGCGAGGUUCUUGGUAGAUUCAAUCACCUGGAAACGCUCCCAACAGGGGGCACCGGUCCUGAAAGGCGAUGUUUGGAAUCCCAGCAUUGCGGAACCCGACGAGUUGGACGAAGAUCUGAUGCUUCAGAGUGAUCUUCCGUCGGCCGAAUUUCCAUACCUAGUUCCUGAAAAUAUCACCGGCUUCAACAUGCAGGACAAAAAAUGGGUGGACCUCCAAGUGGACAACAUUUUCGAAGUCGAAUGGGAUAAGAGAUCAUUUGACAAUCUGGCAAUUGCGGAAGAGAACAAGAAAAUAGUUAAAGCUCUUGUUCUCAACAAGAUAGAAAGGGACAAGGCAACCGACAUUGUUCCUGGUAAAGGCAACGGCUUGGUAAUCCUACUACAUGGUGGACCAGGAACCGGCAAAACCCUGACAGCGGAGAGUGUUGCCGAUUUGGCAGAGAAACCGCUAUAUCGGGUGACCUGUGGAGAUAUCGGAACGGAGCCUCGUAAGGUCGAAGAAUAUCUGGAGAAUGUGUUCUUCCUUGGCAAGCUCUGGGACUGCGUGGUUCUUCUGGACGAAGCUGAUGUGUUUUUGGAACAACGAUCUCUCUCCGACCUCCCACGAAACGCUUUAGUCUCGGUGUUUUUACGAACGCUCGAGUACUACGAUGGCAUUCUCAUCCUGACGAGUAAUCGGGUGGGGACAUUCGAUGAGGCCUUCAAAUCACGGAUUCAGCUCGCGCUGCAUUACGAUUCACUCAAUGGGGAGCAGCGGAAACACAUCUGGUAUACGUUCAUAAAGCGUCUCGAAGAGCUUGAUGAGCCUAUCGAAGCGAUGGACAUAUAUAAAAACAUGGAAACACUCGCCGCGAAGCAUAUGAAUGGCCGGCAGAUACGCAACGCCAUCACGACAGCAAGACAGCUUGCACUUUUCGAAGGCAACAAGCUCAACUUCAGACAUCUUCAGGAGUCCAUCAAGGUUUCUGGUCAGUUCGACGAGUAUCUACAUGAGCUUCAUGGGCCGGACGAUAGGAGGAUGCAGGAUGAGGGAAUUCGUCUAGCCCCGAAGAGCGAUCCGAAAUGA
Messenger RNA from Lasiodiplodia theobromae, 2181 nucleotides. RefSeq names its product AAA family ATPAse. The transcript has 3 exons. The coding region runs from base 1 to 2181 and encodes 726 amino acids. Gene Ontology annotation, molecular function: ATP hydrolysis activity; ATP binding. The record is from RefSeq and is a predicted model, not a curated record. Lineage: Eukaryota; Fungi; Ascomycota; Dothideomycetes; Botryosphaeriales; Botryosphaeriaceae.